Papaver somniferum (opium poppy) is the source of this 1405-nucleotide messenger RNA. Its product is annotated as prostaglandin E synthase 2-like. Gene Ontology annotation, molecular function: prostaglandin-E synthase activity. Gene Ontology annotation, cellular component: mitochondrion. The transcript is spliced from 6 exons. Bases 155 to 1192 code for a protein of 345 amino acids. The record is from RefSeq and is a predicted model, not a curated record. Lineage: Eukaryota; Viridiplantae; Streptophyta; Magnoliopsida; Ranunculales; Papaveraceae.
CUUAUAGAACGACGAACCAAGUUUUCCAUUCCUCCUUUCUUCUUUGUAUUUUUUCCUCUCACUCUUUCCUUCGAUCUAGAUAAAAAGUGGUCUCAAGAGAGAGAUUUAAAAUCAAUUGCAAAACCCCUGAUUGAAUCAAUUCUGGGUUUAGAAAAUGAGAGGCAACAAUGGUCUCACAUCAUAUAUUCUUCGACGAGCUUUGAAUCCAUUAGCAUCUAACCAAUCUUCUUCUUCUAAUGUAUUAUCAUCAGUUAUUCAUCAAAACCAACAACAUUACAAUCUUCAAAAACUCUCUUUCUAUAGUAAUACUAGUAAAACUUCAUCAUCUGGUAGUAAAUGGUGGUUGCCCCAUUUAGGUCAAUAUACUGGAAAAGCUGUAUCUGUUGGUAUUGCUGGAGCAGUUUCAUUCUCGAUUUUAGCUUCUUCACUUGUUUCUUCAGAACAAGAUUUACUAGCUAAAGAACCUCCUAAACCUGAAUUUCUCCCGAAAGAAGUUGUUCUUUAUCAGUAUGAAGCUUGCCCUUUCUGUAACAAGGUUAAAGCUUUUUUGGAUUACUAUGAUAUACCAUACAAAGUUGUGGAGGUCAAUCCAUUGAGCAAGAAAGAGAUUAAGUGGUCAGAAUAUAAGAAAGUUCCCAUUUUGACUGUGGAUGGGGAACAUUUGGUAGAUUCUUCAGAUAUAAUCAAUAAAAUGAGUGCAAAGAUUCAUCCUAAGCAGUCUGUGGAUUCAGAUUCUGAUGGUGAGACUGAAGAGAAGAAGUGGCGCGGGUGGGUCGACAAUCACUUGGUUCAUGUUUUAUCACCAAACAUAUAUCGGAACUCUUCUGAGGCUCUUGAAUCAUUCGACUAUAUCACAUCCAACGGUAAUUUCAGCUAUACUGAGAAAAUAACAGUGAAGUAUGCUGGUGCGGUGGCAAUGUAUUUUGUGUCUAAGAAACUAAAGAAGAAAUACAAUAUCACUGAUGAGCGAGCAGCACUGUACGAAGCUGCAGAGACAUGGGUGGAUGCCCUAGAUGGCCGAGAGUUCCUUGGUGGUCCAAAACCAAAUUUAGCAGAUCUUGCUGUGUUCGGCGUCUUGAGACCCAUAAAAUAUCUGAGGUCUGGUAAAGACAUGGUGGAGCACACACGCAUAGGUGAUUGGUAUUCAAGAAUGGAAGGAGUUGUCGGGGACUCCUGUCGAAUCAAGGCAUAGACUACUUUCCACAGUUCUAGUCAUAGAGCCAUAAACUACCACUGGCAAUUUUUGUUCAAGUUGAGUGCAUAAAUAGCUUCUAAUGACAGUCCUCAAGUGUUUGCGGAUUGAUCAUUCAGUUCCGAAGAUUUUGUUAAAUUUAUACUUCAUAAUACCAUGUGAAAUCAACAAUGAUUGAUUCAAGAACUAAUGAAAGGCUGAUUCUUUAUUUGC